GCGAGAGUCAGUCAAGUUAGGCUUCAGUGCAGGCAGGAACAGAGGAACUGCUGCUGUCACUUAAAAAAAAGCCCAGUUGACCAUCCAGCACCAUGGGAAAGAAGAGUCGAGUGAAGACUCAGAAGUCGGGCUCAGGAGCCAGCGCUGUGGUUUCUCCGAAGGAGAUGAUGAACCUCAUCUCUGAACUGCUGCAGAAAUGCAGCAGUGCAGCACCCUCUGCUGGUAAAGAGUUGGAGGAGUACAUCCAGAUCAGAGGCUUGGUAGAAAAGAUCCGCAAGAAACAAAAGGGUGUAUCGAUAGUGUUUGAGGGUAGCAGAGAGGACUACUUCCCAGAGCUGAUGUCCUGGGCUCAGGAGAGCGGGGCUUCCUGUGACGGCUUCAGAGUGGCCGACUUUGGAACAGAGGGCUUUGGCCUGCAGGCAACCAGGGACAUAAAGGCAGAAGAGCUGUUCCUGUGGAUUCCCCGGAAGAUGCUGAUGACAGUAGAGUCAGCCCAAAACUCUAUUCUGGGUCCUCUGUACAGCCAGGACCGGAUCUUGCAGGCCAUGGGCAACGUAACGCUGGCCCUCCACCUGCUGUGCGAGAGGGCCAAUCCAGCGUCACCCUGGCUCCCGUACAUCCGCAGUCUACCACAGGAGUACGACACACCUCUGUACUACCAGCAGGACGAGGUGCAGCUGCUGCUGGGCACGCAGGCGGUGCAAGACGUCCUGAGCCAGUAUAAAAACACUGCACGCCAGUACGCCUAUUUCUACAAACUGGUACAGACUCAUCCCGCCGCCAGCAAACUGCCCCUGAAGGACAGCUUUACAUUUGAUGACUACAGGUGGGCGGUGUCCUCGGUGAUGACCCGUCAGAACCAGAUCCCCACUGAGGACGGCAGUCGGGUCACGCUGGCACUCAUCCCGCUUUGGGACAUGUGUAACCAUACAAACGGACUGAUCACAACCGGUUACAACCUGGAGGAUGAUCGUUGUGAAUGCGUGGCCCUGCAGGACUACAAGGAGAACGAACAGAUCUACAUCUUUUACGGCACGAGGUCCAACGCCGAGUUCGUCAUCCACAACGGCUUCUUCUUCCAAGACAACGCCCACGACCGGGUGAAGAUCAAGCUGGGCGUCAGUAAGAGCGAACGCCUCUACGCCAUGAAGGCCGAAGUGCUGGCUCGGGCCGGCAUCCCAGCGUCCUGCAUCUUUGCUCUCCACUGUAAUGAACCCCCCAUUUCAGCGCAGUUACUUGCCUUUCUAAGAGUCUUCUGUAUGACAGAGGAGGAACUGAAGGACUACCUGCUCGGAGAUCGUGCCAUCAAUAAGAUCUUCACCUUGGGCAACAGCGAGUACCCUGUCAGCUGGGACAACGAGAUCAAGUUGUGGACUUUCUUGGAGACCAGAGCUGCUCUACUGCUGAAGACCUACAGGACCACCUCCGAGGAGGAUCGCUCCAUGCUGGAGAAACCUGAUCUAUCUCUUCAUUCUCGCGUUGCCAUCCAGCUCCGCCUGGCCGAGAAGCAGAUCCUGGAGAAAGCGUCAGCCAGCGGUCGGGCCAAGCGUCUGCACUUCGAGAAGAAGCUGGAGGAGGACGCUCCACUGCCUCAGUACGAGGAAAGCGACAUCGCUUUGCUGGAGAAUACUGACGCUGAUGCCAAGCUUCCGAUUAUCCUGCGCAAGCUGGAGGAGGUGGAAGAAGGUCAGGAGAUCCCGGAGGAAGAGCACAGUCCCUUCCUUAAUGGGGGGAAGGCUGUGUACGGGAUGGAUAUGCAGGCUAAUGUAGACCCAGUGCAGGAGGAAACUCAGGAGAAGGUCAGCAAAGAUGUUAAUUCAGCUUUGGACUCGAUUGAAGGUUCUAACGCAACCCAGAAGGGCCAAAGGGAGGAGGCCAACCUAAGUGCCAGUCGAACUGAAGAGAAUCCCAAAGAGAACAGUGAAUAAAUAUAUUCCACUUACUGCCACAGCCCAUGCUAUUUAUUUAUUUUUGUGUCUCUUAAAUGACUCAGAAAUAUAGAAGCUGAAAUCAAUUUUAAUUCAAGUCGCAGAACUCGAGCGACUGUACGUUCAUCCAGCGUGGCUUGUAUUAGUUGUCCGCUGCUGAACUCGUUUAAAAAAAAAAAAAAUGCUGCCAGUGUGUACCUCAGCCUUCUGUGCAGAACAGUUUUUCAUUAGGAAUUUUCUUUUUUUUUUGGUUUUGUUUCUGGGUUUGAAACGUGGGUUUACAUUGAAACUGUUCAAGGCCUACAGCAUAGGAAGAGAGUGAAGAGGGGGACACCACGGAACUGGUUCCAGCAAAUUGUUAGGCGAACAAAGAAAAACUAAAAAACACAAUGGAGUUAGGAGAAUGUUAUUUCCAGAAAGCCAAAAUCUUUCUAAUCUUGUGAAUUGGUUGGUUUAUUACUGCAGUUUGUCUCCAUAUAUGUCCAGUAUGUUUUGAGUUGACAAUCGUAUUCUCUAGUGCAUUUUGGGGUGUGCUUGAGUAAGACCAUCAUUGUCCACUCUCUUUUUUUUCUGGUUAAAAUCAUUUCAAGCAAAAAUAAGGAAGGAAACGUGAAAAUGCUCUUAUUAGGGAAUGAGAGAAUUUGAUUGUAACUGUACAACACAGCAAAAAUGACAAAUGUUUUUUGCUCUUGUCAAUGAAAAAAUGUAAUUUCUACCAUAAAAUUGUAAACUUUACAUCAAUGAAUUGUUACAGCCCUUAUUGAGAAACGAAUAAUUCAGUUUUAUUUUGUGUUUUUAAAAAAAGUACCUUGAUGAAUGUACUCAAUUUAAGUUGCAGUGGUUAUCUGCAGAUGUCACUGAAAGGGAGUGAUCACUGGAGUUGCCCCUAAAGAAAGCCAUAUACAGCACUGACGGUUCAGUGAGACACAAGAUGAUGAUGAUGACGUUUUUUUUUCCUGUUGGAAGCUUUUUUUUUUUUUGACCGCCUUAACAUGAGGCAAUUUCAACACGACAUUUUUGUACGAAAAAAGUGGAAGUACUGUCGGUAGGUUUUUACUCUUUUUCUUGUUUAGUUUGCGUUAACUAUAGGGGUGACCCCGCUUACUGACUCUGUGCACUGAUACUAAACACACGAUACUGGCUGAGUACCUGACAGUCCAAAAGUCAUAUUUGUUAUCAUUUCUAAUAAUUUACCUGAUUAAGACUGUGGACACAAGGGGACACAUAUUUUUGAUCUUCAUUUUUUGACCUUUUAAAAUUAGAAGUGGAAAGUGGUAGUAGAUGUGCUGAGUUCGUCAAUCACAAUGUUUAAUUAAAUCCACUCUAGAAAAUACUGUGUUAACUGGUAUCAGUGUAUAUGUGGGCCAUAUACGACUACAUAUACACUGUGGAAUAAUUUAUAAUUAUUAUCAAUAUAUAGUUAUUCUGGUAUGUAAAUCGGAAUAAUUUAAAUCUGACCUAGUUCUACAAUCUCUACCGUGAAGUAGGAGGGUAAAAGGUUUAAAAUAAAACGGAACUUACAAUGUUUAACUGUGUUGUAGCCUUGAGCUGCUGUCACUUCAUACUUACAGUAUGCAUUUUGAGAGGGGGGGCAGUUGUAUUCCUUCAAUCAGAAACUAGCUGUGAUGACACUCACUCUCUUGUUACUGUAGGUUGUCUUCCUGCUUUCAAAAAAAUAAGGCUUCAAACAUGGCUUUGUUGCAGCCUAUUUGCAUUUUUACUUCACUGUGCACUCGUAUACACUUGUGCACAUCUCACAAAUAUCAAACACUGAAAGGAGCUUGUUUGCAAGUAUGAUUGACAGCUUUAUCAGUUACCAUCGACUGAAGUCUGUACUGUUUGAGUGAGCCUGACAGCUUUAGUACAAUUCAUGUAAAAGUGGUCUUUAACUGCAGCACAUGCAAGUAAACAUAGUAAGAAUAAUCAUCAAAAAGAUACUUAAGAAUGAAAAACUAAAAUUGCAAUAGAAAUAUAUAUAUUAUUAACAUGCAACUUAUUAGAGAAUAAUAUAAUAAUAUUAUAGAGAAGUAUAAUAAUAAGCCGAAACUGUGAUUUUUUACAUACUUUAAAGAAUAAUUAAACAUUUAUGGAAAUGCACAUAUUUGCUUUCUUUCUGAGAGAUGGAUAAGAAUUUUGAGCAACCAUAAGUCUUAACUAUGGAGCUGAGAUGUGACAUUUGCCUUGUUUAUCAUAAAGAUGGAAAAAGAAGGGGACAGCUAGCAAAGUUCAAAAAUAUGCCCACCAUGUUGUAUCUUGUUUGUUUAACCUGCCUUAAACCUCGGAUUAGCAGAGCUACAUAGCGAGUUUUAGCAUUGUUUAGCUGUCUGGCUCCAACUUUACUGCUUUGGUUCAAUGUCACUGCUCUCAUAGUGUCAUUUUUUAGCCCCAGCUUUUCCAGUAAAAAAGCUCUAAAAACCCCCACUGUUCACUACCUGCUCAGAACCAAAUUGCAAAUAAAUAUCGUUAGCAAGUAGCUGGUGAACAUAAUGGCGCAUUAGUAGCUAGCGUGCCAGAUAUUUACCUCAGGAGUUGGUGGGGACCAUAAAUCGAGCUGAGAGACAGUGAAUAUUGGACUUACAUUCAUCAGGUGGACAGAAACAAGACUCCAAAUGAAUGAUAGUGUUGCUCCAUAAAUGCUGGAUAUGGAAAUGAGCAAUGAUAAUAUAAAUGAUAUGUAUAAAUGUUGUAUUUACAGCUUGUUGUCACUGGCUCUAGGUGGCAAAACAUAUUUAUUAUUGCAGGUUUAAACAUAUUUUUAAAAUGUUAAUAUUGUUAUUUAGGGGGUGUGAAGUCGUGGUGGAGGUAGCUUUAUGCGAAGCUAUGCUAAUCACUUCCCAGUUCCAGCUUUGUACUUAACGCACACACACAAGAUUCAUAUCAGUCUUCUCAAUACACUCUCAUAAAGAAAGCAAAAAAGGGUAUUUAACAUAGUAAACUGUUUCUUAACAUUUAUAACAUGAAUCAUUGGUAAAACUAUAUUUGAAUCAUAAGGUCCCUGUUCUCCUCUACUCCUCAGAACAUAUAUGAAGUACAUGCUAAAUUUGAUCUUUUUUUCUUUAAAAAAAAAAAAAAAAUUAAACUUCUUUCACAUCUCUAUUUACAGAUAAAAAUAACUGUUGUGACUGUCAGGGGAUUGGCACUGUGAUUUAGAAUCGAACACCCAUAAUAUUGGUCGGGGUCACUCCAGGUUAACCAGUUGAGUUAUGAAGAUUUAACGGACCUUGCCAUGUUGUUAGCUAACGGUGGCUUGAAGGUGGUCUGAGGGGAAGGCAGUAAAUGAUCACUGCCACAACGUUCCCUCUACAAGUGGUAUGCAUUAAUAUAACCAAAUCUAGGUUAAAGUCACCUUAUUGUAGGUCAGGUGUGUUUCACCACUUUGUACCACACGAUGCUCUUGUUUUGUAUCAUGUUUGAUGUGUCACUUGUCUUUCUGUGGCUAGAGCACUUUUCCAUCACAAAUCUGUAUUUUUUAUGCAAUCAUAUACUUUUACCAACCUCACUGUUUGCUGCUUUUCUAAAGACCUCUGUACCAUAGUGUGUGAUCUCCUAGCUUUAACCAUAGACUCAACAAGUCCUGGCCGGGUACAUCCAGUUGAACUGGACUCCUCACCAUUAUCACCGUAUGCAGUAGUUCUGGGUUUCUGUCAGUGUAAAAAGACCUGGAUUGUGCAGUAAAAGCUAGAGUUGAUAAAUCCUGAAACUGUCAACAUUCAAAAGCCAGAGAUUAAACUUCAUCUCAU
Scomber scombrus (Atlantic mackerel) is the source of this 5668-nucleotide messenger RNA. It is a transcript of the gene setd3, whose product is annotated as SET domain containing 3, actin histidine methyltransferase. Gene Ontology annotation, molecular function: protein binding; transcription coactivator activity; protein-L-histidine N-tele-methyltransferase activity. Lineage: Eukaryota; Metazoa; Chordata; Actinopteri; Scombriformes; Scombridae. Gene Ontology annotation, biological process: positive regulation of transcription by RNA polymerase II; peptidyl-lysine monomethylation; peptidyl-lysine trimethylation. Bases 93 to 1928 code for a protein of 611 amino acids. The transcript is spliced from 13 exons. The record is from RefSeq and is a predicted model, not a curated record.